CCAAUCCACACAUGAACAGCGUCCCUGCCAUGGACACUGCGAUGGCGCCGCAAUCGACAUCGAUUCCACCGCCGGCGCCGGCCACAGCCGAUGAAGAUGUUCUUGCAGGCAUGUACUCCCUUGUGCAGACAGCAUUGGACUACAAGCUCAAGGGUAACCCUGUCACGUACAAUGUGCUGCUAUCCAAAAUGGAGAGAACUAGCGACGACGAAGAACGUAGGCAACUCUAUCUCGUCCUGCCCCGAUGCAUCUCCACGUUGACUAAAGACAUGGAUGCCUACCACGAACUCGUGCACCGCAUCUACACAUUCGACUUUCUUACGACGAUGCCUGUCAUUGAAGCGUACAUCCGCCUCAUCACGCACUUGGUCACAGCGCACACGUCGUUCCUCCAACCCACGAUCCACAUGCUCGUGCGAAACCUGCAACGUGUGCCCCGCCCCGCACCUGUGUCCGUCUCGCCAUUGGCGGUGCAAAUUAAAUCCACGCUCUCUCGCCGCGUCAGCAUUCCCGCCAUCCAUGCCGGCCCAUCCGAAGCCGACCUGAACGCUGAGUUUGAAGUGGUACUGCAGCAGCGGUUUGCAGCGGUGCACGUCGCUUUCGAAAAGGUGCUGCAGCUCGUACCCGCGUCCAUCCACCACGUGUUUCACUGCCUCUGCGACUAUUAUCCCCACAAGCGCCUCGAGACGCCGAUCCAGCUCUCGUACUUAAACAACUUGUUUCAGCUCACCACGUACGCCAAGGGCUUGCAAGAGCGCGUGCUUGGUCUUGUUGUGGAGAAGCUCGUAGCGAUCGACGUCGAGAUCAAGCUCGAUACGGCGGAGGAAGAUGUGUUCACGAUGGACGAUUUCCUCGACGACGACACGUGCGUGGACCCGGAGAACAUGAAGGGUGUGGACGAGAUGGCAGACAAGUUGGACCACCUUAUGCUCGCCACAUUCACAUACUUGGAAGCGCACGACCACCCGCGGCUCUUUUCCUUUUUGCUCAAGUCGUUUGACCAGAGCAUCCUCAACACGCACCGGUCCAAGUACCCGCAAUUCCUCUUGUUUUACGUGUGCAAACAACCAACUGAGCACCAGGAGCUCCUCUUGUCCCAGCUCAUCUCGGUCGCGCUCGACGCGAAAGUUCCCCCCGUGACGCGGCUCAGUUGCUCGUCGUACCUGGCAUCGUACGUGGCGCGAGCCAAAUACCUGAGCAUGAACGCAGUCAAGCACACGCUGUUUCACGUCAUGCGAUACAUCCACGGUCAAAUCGAUGUGCUGGAAGAAACCACCGCGACGACGCCCAUCGCGGUGUUCUCGGUGCCGCCCACUGUUGAUAAAUGCGUCGUCGACUUGAUCCAGUCUGCAUGCUACAUCGUGUGCUUUCGUGGGCUCGAACUGUGCGGCACGGAAGCCGGCUACACGUUUGUUCGAUCCCUCGGGUGGACUCGCGUCCUCACGAGCGCGAUCCACCCGAUGCGGCACGCGGCCUUCCACGCCGCCGUCGCGUCCGAGUUUAUGAACGUCGCCGAGCUGCUCGGGCUUGUGUCGGAUGACGCGAUUGAAAGCUUGUGGGAAGGCAUGAAACAAACGUCGGCCAAGACGCUCGAGCGAAGCCACCCGAAUGGCGCGUCGUCCACGUCCAUGUGCUUUUUCCCGUUCGAUCCAUAUUUAUUGCGCAGGUCGUUCCGAUUCAUCGGGCCGCUGUAUUUGUACUGGAAGCAUGCCGACCCGACGUUCUCGGGCAACUCGGAAGCGUUUGCGCUUGCCCAGACCCACAUGAAGGCGUAUGAAGCGCAGGAGAACGGCGACAGCGAGAGUGGCGACGACGAUGACGAAGACGACAAUGUGAGCAUGACCAGCGGGAGCUACGUGAGCGUCGGUGGCGGUAGCUUCGUCCGAAGCAGCAUGAGCGAGAUGAGCGUCGUGGGGAGUUUUACAGGCAGCGAAGACUUUGACUUCGGCGGACGUCACGCCCACCAGCACGCAGCACCGGGCAGCCAUCUCGUUGAAUGCGGCGAGGAAGUGUCGGUGCGCGUGUUCAAGUCGACGUCUUUGCACUACCACGACGAAGAAGAGUUUGGAUUUUAAGACAGAAUAGGGAACGAGCAGAAGGAUUAUAUAAUGGGACAACACACGUCGUUGGA
Messenger RNA from Aphanomyces invadans, 2131 nucleotides. RefSeq lists its product as hypothetical. The transcript has 4 exons. Gene Ontology annotation, biological process: transcription initiation at RNA polymerase I promoter. Gene Ontology annotation, molecular function: RNA polymerase I general transcription initiation factor activity; RNA polymerase I core binding. Gene Ontology annotation, cellular component: nucleus. Bases 12 to 2075 code for a protein of 687 amino acids. The record is from RefSeq and is a predicted model, not a curated record. Lineage: Eukaryota; Oomycota; Saprolegniomycetes; Saprolegniales; Verrucalvaceae.